Molecule: messenger RNA, 529 nt
Organism: Cucurbita moschata (crookneck pumpkin)
Lineage: Eukaryota; Viridiplantae; Streptophyta; Magnoliopsida; Cucurbitales; Cucurbitaceae
Product: late embryogenesis abundant protein 6-like
Exons: 2
Coding region: 84-428 (114 amino acids)
Biological process (GO): embryo development ending in seed dormancy
Source: RefSeq, a predicted model, not a curated record
AGAGUGCGAAGCUGCACAGUCCUUGAAAUGGCCAUUUGUUAAGAUUGAGCUGCAACCUGGAAGCCCUCACAGAUUUCCUGAUAAUGCAGUCUGCAAUGGAGAAGCUCAGCAACAUGGGAAGUGUUGCCAAAAAGAAGCUCAAAAUUUGUAGAGCCAAACUCGACGAGAAGGUGCAAAAAGCGUCGGCGAAGACAGCGGAGGAGAGAAAGAUUGCGGAGGAGCGGAGGAAGGCGGCGGAGGCAGAGGCGAAGCGGGAGCUACACGAGGCGAAAGCCCGACAUGCUGCUCAAAAGCUAAGAACUAGGCAGUCACAUGUAGUUGGCCACCGUUUACACCAUCAGCCACCGGUGGAGGGGGGCAGCGCCGCCAAUGUUCCCGCUUAUCCUAUAGCUAGUCCGGAGGGCUACUACCCUGGACAUAGAAUUUAACCUUUGUAGAACUUAUUGAUGUAAUUAUUGCAUUAUUGGGUGAUUAAGCCUUAGUUUAAUAUGUACUAUUACGAGUUAUUAUGGGUUAUGUUAAGGAUGAU